Molecule: messenger RNA, 1596 nt
Organism: Planococcus citri (citrus mealybug)
Lineage: Eukaryota; Metazoa; Arthropoda; Insecta; Hemiptera; Pseudococcidae
Gene: gdl
Product: gonadal protein gdl
Exons: 4
Coding region: 780-1331 (183 amino acids)
Source: RefSeq, a predicted model, not a curated record
CGUUCCCCAGAGGGCGAUACCGUCGCGCAUUCUGAUUGGCUGUUGAUAUUUCUGUGCUCUUGUUGUUUACAUUUCAAAACGGGACUUUUUAUCACAAACUUCGGCGAUUUCAUUCUCGUAUUAAUUUUCAACGAUAUUUCAUUAAUUUCGUACAUUUCGUGGUGUUUUUUUUAGUGUUUUUGAUUAAUAUAUGACUUCUAGUAUCGUUAUAUGUUGUGAAUAAUGAAUAUUACCUCGAGUUACAGUGUUUUAGUGAGCUUAGAAGGAUGAAACAAAGUUGCACGAUUAAAUGAAUUUAAAGUUCUUUGCAAGUGUUAUUUUAAUUCACCACAACAUUUACUCGAUAGCACGAUCGCAAAGCAAUUCUCUAUACGUAAAUUUAGUUUUAUUCAAUGUGAAAUAAUGGAAAUAUAACAUCGAAUUUGAAAUCGCCGAAGUUUGUGAUAAAAAGUCCCGUUUUGAGAAGUAAACAAGGAAGGCACAGAAUAUCACUAGCCAAUCACGUACCGCGACGGUAUCGCCCUCUGGGGAACGUGGAAGUCCGAAUGAAAAGAAACGAAACAAGAAUCAUCGAAGUCGAGCGGCGAGCGCCAGUGUCACAUACACUUCACACUAGAAAAGUUCUGAUUGGUUUAUGAUAAAGUUUCCGUUCAUUUUAACCAAUCACAUUUCAGUUUACUCAGUUUUAAUUUUCAAAUCAUAGAGCUCACUAGCGCAGGUAGAAGAAGAAAAGUUCUUAUCAGUUUUUCUCGCGAAUAAUCAAGUAUGUGUAUGUAAGAAUGAUCGAAAACAAUGAAGCACAGCCUUCAAAUGAAGCUUACGAAACGCAAGAAGAUCUACAGAAGAAGCUAUAUUUCAUGAACGAGCAGUUACAACUUAUGGUGCAGGAUUUACCGUCAAAAUAUCAACAACGAUUUCCAAAUGAAUUACUUUGUGGCCUCGCCGAAUGUCUUCUUGAUAAUACUGUUUUUGGCAUAGUCGAGCAUCUCAUGGAUAUACAGCAUUGUACGGAGAAACAGUUGUUUCGGAAACGAUUACGAGUUACGCAUGAUCAUUGCAAUCGGAUCAAAACAAUGAAAGAAUAUCCAUUACCUAACGAGGUUAAAAAUUUAAAGCUGCGAGUUAUGAAUUAUAGAUAUAAGAAAAAGCUGAGAUCAUGUGAUAAAGAAAUAAUCAAGAUAUUAGAUAUGAAAAGAAAAGAUCAACAAAACGUUUUAGUAUCGGUUGGAGUUCCUGGAUUUCAGGUCACCGAUGAUCCUAAAAAGAUCCAAGUGCAAAUUCGACUUCUAGAUUUUAUAUUUCGUUUGAGUCAAAUGAAAGGUAAAUUCUAGUCUUAUAUGUAUUAGUAUUCUAUUGAUUUGAUAUCAUUUUUUUCAAGUGUUAUAUAUGCACAUAAACCUUUACAUUGUUGAAAUGAAUUGUUACAUUCCUCUAUUUUUUUUUUGUUACCGUCAUUCCUCGUUAUGGAGAACAUUUAUUUAUUUUGCAUUUUGUAAGUUGUACUUAUCUCAUUUUUUCUGGUAAUUCUGAAUGUGAACAUAGACUGAAUUAAUAAUUAAUAUCAUGUAAAUAAUAAAAACAUCAUGGGUUUUUCGA